This is a messenger RNA of Siniperca chuatsi (mandarin fish), 4126 nucleotides long. RefSeq names its product ELMO/CED-12 domain containing 1 (gene elmod1). Gene Ontology annotation, molecular function: GTPase activator activity. The transcript has 12 exons. The coding region runs from base 289 to 1293 and encodes 334 amino acids. The record is from RefSeq and is a predicted model, not a curated record. NCBI's taxonomy places the organism in Eukaryota, Metazoa, Chordata, Actinopteri, Centrarchiformes, Sinipercidae.
AUCUGAAGAAAGUGGGAAACAAAUGAUGUUUAAACUGAUCAACAUGCUGCGCUGAUAGAGGUUUUGACCCUUUGUAUUCUGCACUGCAUUGCUGUGCUGUAGCUUUUAGACUGAACCUCCUCAGCCUCAGUUAGUGACUGUCAUCAUGGAGGAAAAGCAGACUACUGUAGCCGAGUGAAGAGGACAAAACGCUGCACCCCCAUCUUUGUUUCGCCUGUUAUUAUUUGAAAUCGGUCAUCGCUCCACGGAAACAGCAACUAAGACACCUGAGGGGUGACAGCGGACAAGAUGAAGCAUUUUCUGAGAGUGGUGACCCAGUUCUUCGUGUUCCUCUACUGUAAGUGUCUGUGGCGGGGCCUGAAGUUUGUUGCCAGAAAGUUUACAGGGCGCUGCGAGCUGCAGCGAAUCUGCUACAACAACAAGCAUGGAGCCCGCAGGACCCUCAAGAUAGAGUCAUCUCUGAGGUACUCCAAGAACGAGCUGCUGCAGUCUGCCCUCAGCGUCCAUCCUGAUAAAGUGGAGAAAACCAUUGACGACAUCAUGGCCUUGAAGAAGAUUAACCCCGACACCAACCCACAGCUGGGUAUCUCUCUUCAGGCCAGCCUGCUGCAGAUUGUGGGCUACAGGAGCCUGGUAGCGGAGGUGGAGAAGCUGCGUAGGGAGCCUUACGACAGUGAAAACCCAGAGCACGAGGACAUGCUGAUGAAGCUAUGGAAGGAGCUGCGUCCUGACACACCUCUCACCGGCCGCAUCUCUAAACAGUGGUGUGAGAUUGGUUUCCAAGGCAGCGAUCCCAAGACUGAUUUCAGAGGCAUGGGCCUACUGGGCCUGCACAACCUGCUGUAUUUCGCAGAACAUGACAAGGCUACUGCUCUGCAGAUGCUCCACGACUCCCUGCAACCAAAGCACAAGAGUACGCACAGAAAGCCAAGUGAGAUAAACAAACCUGAAUGGGAACAGAAGAACCUAGACAAGGCUAUUGGCUACUCUUUUGCCAUUGUGGGCAUCAACAUCACAGACCUGGCCUACUCUCUGCUGGUGAGUGGAGCUCUGAAGACCCACCUGUACAACGUGGCCCCAGAGAUGCCCAGCCUGCUGCACUUCCAGCAGACCUUCUGUUACUUGAUGCAGGAGUUUCAUCGUUUCUGGAUCGAGGAGGAUCCCAGCGACAUCAUGGAGUUCAACCGGGUUCGCUCCAAGUUCCACCGGAGGAUCCUGCGGCAGUUGAAGAACCCGGACAUGGCUCUGUGCCCCCACUUCUCCGCCUCCGACCUCCACCUGGUCAACCUCUAAACACACACCCCUGACCUAUGACCCCCCCCACCGCCCUCACUGAAACCAUAGAGGUCUCCCCUGGAUGUCUGGUAGGCCAAGUAAAAAUCAGAAAUCAGAAAACCCUUUACCCUCAAAUAGAUGGUUCCUCAAACUGCUGGACACAUCUGGGGAGACUCUCUUCCUUCUCUGCUCAGCCCACCUGGUCCCAGCUAACGUCAUGUCGCGUCACUGCCAAAAGCUCACUCAACCACUGCACACACACACACACACGCAUAUGUACACACACACUGCCUCUAUACCCUCACUGCAGCGUUAGACCACCAGCAUCAGAGAUGACCAUAGCGAUUGUAGCUGUGCAUGAGGAGGCUGCACCACACCAUCACAGACUCAUCAUUAUCUGUUGCUUUAAUGAUUCAUGACGAUUGUAUCACAGCCGUUACACCUCAGUUAUGGACCCUAUGCUUAUUCUCAUAACAAACCAAAUUUACUUUCUUAGCCAAAAAUCCGUUUUAGAUUGCAAAGUAGUGAUCAUCAGUUCUGAAUAUUUUGGCAAAAAAACUGGUCGGGCUUUCAGAUAUGAAUUACGAUGUGUCAAAUACAAUAUUUUUUAUUCAAAAUGAAGAGCUAUAGAUAUAUAAUGUAAGUUUAAAUGAUUUGUUGAAGCAUAAAAGAAAUGUUGCUGGCGCUGAUUGAAUCAAAAGCUAAAGAAUAUAGGGCCAGUUCAUCUCUUACAGUAACUUUGUCUGUAUUAGGUAAUUGAUAUAGAUUGUACUGUACUUUUUAUGUCAACAUGACAUUAACACCUAAGACUUCUCCUUGCCAAAAUAUCGAAUGUGGAGAACAAUCACAGCAGCAGUUUGUUUCUUGUGAGCUCAAGUGUAAUUUUUGUAAACCUGCUAAAUGAUGUUCAUAAAUAUUUUGUUACACAUAUUGAAUUUGUAGCAUUAGGUGGCACUGUUCCCAGUUUGGAUACUAAAAGACCUCCUUCUCUUGCGAUUGAUAUUAUUUUGACAACUUUUUUUAUUUCCUCAUACAUAUUUACAUCCAGAAAAAUAAUUUUAUAAUAUUUGAUGAACAUUUUCUUGCAGGUUUGCAAAUGUUUUUGCCUUUGAUUUGACCCCAUACAGAGAUUCUGUUAUGAAUGUUCCUCAAACACCCACAUUCAUGAUUGUUUGAUUCUAUUUUAAUUCAUUGAAUGUCCACUGUAGUAUCAGCCAAAGCAAUAAUUUACAUUAAUUUCAAUGCACACUUCCUUAAAUGUAUUGAUUUGCACCAUGCGUGCCUAAGUAUUUGUUUGUUUCUAACUCAGAGCUGAAAUGCUAAUCAAUGUAUAGCUGCUACGUGUAGCAUUUAACAGGGGUAAAAUAUUACCACGUUAAUUUUAAGACAUUAAUUAGACACUGGGGACCGGGGGAUGUGACAGGAAGCAGUGGGUUUCAUGGAGAAUGUAGUCUUAAUGUUCUUGAGCAUGAAUGUGGUCUUACCUAAAAAUGCUACACAUAGCAGCUUUAAGAAGCAUUUCAUCUCUUCCAAAAUCAACAACCAGAGAAAUAAGACAUUUAAAUGUAGAGUUGCUCCAUAGAGAAUGAAUUAGGUGAUUAAUAGUAAUACAGUAGAGAGAUGACAGUGACAAUUUAAAAUGCUAAAGAUGGAGGUGUUGACCGGCCAGUCAACGCACCAGCUGCAGAGCUGUCACUGUCACUGCUCCAUACUGCAUGCAUAUUUCUUUUAUAUGUUUUACAUUAGAGCUCCCCUGACUGGUGACUAAAAGCACCAUUAUUUAAUUUCUUUAUUUUACCUUUAUUUUACCCAGAAAGCCCCACUGAGAUUAGAAAUUUCUUUUUCAGGAGUGUCCUGACCAAGACAGGCACUAUCACUGGUUAAAAGAGUGAUUUUUUUAUUUGAACCAUUUUCAGAAGUGAAAUGGUUGAGUAUUUCACAAGAUAAAAAGCAAAGAUUAGAGGAAAUUCUGGUACAAUGUGGUGCAGCAGAAAUCACUUUUUCCUGUUUUCCUUUCUUGCCCCUUGGAUAUGUCUUGCGACUCCUUUUGGGUGUCCCCGACCCCCAGGUGGGAACCACUGCAGUAGAUUACUCUCCAUUCAAAAAGAUAGGACACCAAAACAAAAACAACCCAUCCAGUUCAUUGUCUAUGGAGCAUCAGUUUGAUUGUUAUCUCAGCUCUGAGUCAUACUUUAACAUUUCACUGACAGAUAAAUCAACAGAAGCCCAAAUCUGACACACGUGUGCUUCUUCACGAGUGUUGCUUCACUUGAACAUGUGACCACUGUAUUUAAUAUUCAUAAAUAUUCACAUCGUGUGUGAUGCUGACAGCUCUGACAAAUGUUCUCAUCACAAAACUGAAAAUGUAUGAUAUUAUUUUACCUCCAUGCUUGCACCGUUGAUUGUGUUUUAAUAGUAUUGAAUAUCUUUGUACCAUUGAAGUGAACGUUGAUGCUUUUUGUCAGUAUUAUGCAGCUUACUUCAGUGAAUGUCAGUGCUGGUUUCAUCUCCUGCUUGCAUUUUGUUUUGCUUUGCUAUGGUCAGCUUUGCACUAUUGUAAAAAUAUAAAAUGCCGUUUCCUAUAUGAUGAUAAAUCAGUAAUUUGUGGUAUUAGGAGUAUAAGGUCCGACGAUACUGUAGAUGACGUUAAGUACAUGCUGCUGUAUAUUCUGCUUUGAAACCGCAAAUAAGAAAACACAAUCUGCAUGAUAAUAUUUUCACUGUCACUGAUAUGGCAUUCUGUAUUCUUCAGUAAAGCCUAAAGUACCUUUAGAUAUUGUAAUUGUGUGCUUCAUUUGUCUGUGCUGUACUUUUUGAGACCACAAUAAAAACUAAAUGUCAGUUAAAAUUA